Messenger RNA from Halichondria panicea, 792 nucleotides. RefSeq names its product mediator of RNA polymerase II transcription subunit 20-like. Gene Ontology annotation, biological process: regulation of transcription by RNA polymerase II. Bases 78 to 689 code for a protein of 203 amino acids. The transcript has 4 exons. Gene Ontology annotation, molecular function: transcription coactivator activity. The record is from RefSeq and is a predicted model, not a curated record. Lineage: Eukaryota; Metazoa; Porifera; Demospongiae; Suberitida; Halichondriidae. Gene Ontology annotation, cellular component: mediator complex.
ACCCACCUCAUCUAUAUGGGGAAAACCCUGCUCCUCUCCAGGAUCCGUACCGUUCUUUCAUCUCCUUACUGCACUGUAUGGGAGUUAGCUGCGUUGUUCACUGGAAGCCCUCUGAAGGGAGGAAUCCCACUCAGCGGUUAGAGCUUCUCCAGUCCAGGAUCGAGACCCUAGGUGGCAAGUCUCUGGGUACGUGGAUUGUCGAUUGUGAGACACUGCAAUCUUCCCCUGCUCUAGGUGGAGGAGGUCCACAGAAACUAGUCCACAUGCUUCACAGCUCCGAGUAUCCAUUGACAACAUUUGCAGUGCUCGACUCUAACAAGUGUCUAGUGGCCGAGAACACUUUAGACACCAUCUUCCUCCAUCUGAGGCAGUUCUAUGCACAGCGUAAGGGGCACAAGGUCGACGUGAAGGGAGUCCAUUAUGACCUCAAUGAUAAGUACAUUGUCAAGGUCGGCUCUGUUGUCAUCGGCUCCUCCAAUAAGGGAAUAAUUGUAGAGACUGAGGACAAGCACAGUAGUGAGUCAUCGUGUUGGGAGCCACUCUCUGACUUUGUGAGGGGGUUGUUACAGAAUUCUGCUCCCAUAACCUCCCCUUCAUUUCCCCCCCGACCCUACGCCACAGCAGACACCAUGAUCUACUAUGCCAAUGUGUUCACUGAACUCAGGAAAGUUGGACCUAUAAUCAAAUGACAUCAUAGCUAGCUAAAAGUAUUAAUUGUUUGUGCUGUUACAGUAUAGAUCUAUAAUUAUACAUGCUACAUAACAAUCUCUUGACUCUUCUGUCCAUUCAAAA